This is a messenger RNA of Pisolithus orientalis, 2571 nucleotides long. RefSeq names its product mediator complex subunit Med5-domain-containing protein. The annotation marks the transcript as partial. Gene Ontology annotation, cellular component: mediator complex. The transcript has 14 exons. Gene Ontology annotation, biological process: regulation of transcription by RNA polymerase II. Gene Ontology annotation, molecular function: transcription coregulator activity. The record is from RefSeq and is a predicted model, not a curated record. NCBI's taxonomy places the organism in Eukaryota, Fungi, Basidiomycota, Agaricomycetes, Boletales, Pisolithaceae.
AUGUCUCUUGCAGACUUGACAAGGAAUUCAUAUCACGUCGGUAUCAACGCGAGUCAGUGGCUUGAUCUCUGCAAACUAUGGGUGAAGCAGAAAGGCUCAUUUCAAGACCCUUCCAAUGUCGGGCCAGUGAUCAAAACUACUCUCAAGUUGUGCGGUACAUACGAUGCCGACCCUGCUCUCCAGAGCUACUUGAAGGAAGCCCUUUGCAGUGGGCUAUUACCCAUUUCAGUUUUUGUGGCCAACUUUUUGCAGGUUGCGAACUCGUCGGAAAUACACAGCGCUUCUACCCUCGACAGACUAUGUCGGCUGGCUUUGGAUGCACAUUAUGCGUCCAAUUUGCCCCCCUUUGGAUCCCUUCUCUCACUUACGGCCCCGCAAAGUACCGUUCUGAGCACAGUGCAUGAUGCAUUGGUGUUUCUUCGCAACGCAUAUUCGUUUCCCCAAUCCAAGUUUCACCGCUUGUCAGCUUCGGCUUCAGAGCUCGUUACACUUCUACUAUCAUGCACCACAAACAUUCCUCACAUUCCAACCGCUCAGGCGAUGAUGUAUUUGGGGGAGGCUAAUGACAUUCUUCACACUAUACGACUUUCUUCCGGUGUCCGCCAAGCGUUGGAAACGUUUGCUUUGUCCUUGAGUCUGCUAAUUGGAGACGACGCUAAGGCCGAGCGCGAAGCACAGUUGAUUCACACAAUGCAGCUUGGCUUAGGCAGGAACGAUGUCCUCGGCUCUAAUACUGAGGCCGAUACCGUCACAUGUAGCCUAUUACUACAAAGUCUGGUGACCUCGCGUGCUGGAGACUAUGGCGCGGGUAGCGAUUUAGAGGCUGUUGCUCUUCUUAUGGGAACAAUUCGAUGGACGUCUUGGGCACCAGCUGUUUUCUAUACCCAAAUUCUCCUUGCAGCAUUGACUUGCGUAGCGGGAAGCUCGCCGAGAGACGCCCGGGAGGACUCCUUUUUCAUUUGGAAGGCGUUCGUACUUGGUCGACUGCCCCGCUUAUUGCACAUGCUUGAGAAGACCCUUGAAAGACAUGGCACAAAUGAGGUUGGGAUACACCACGCCAUGCACUCUGCAAUAGCUAGCGUACUACAACACUCGGAGUUACUAGCGAAGUGCGACAAGGUUCAACCGCGAGCCAGGAAUAGGGAGCUAGGUUUAGAGGAUAUCGACGUCCAGAAGCCUUUCCUCGGUCAACUUAUGCAGCAACUGCGUGUGGCAGAACUUAUAGACCAACAAUUCGUCGUUACCAUGGAUCCAACGCUUGCUAAUGAAUCCAUGUCGCGCCUUCAGUCCGAGGCUGCCGAGCACAAUUGCACACUUGAGAAUUACCUCGAGUCUAAGCUUACUGCGGAAUCGAGUGAAGUAGAUUUGCAGGCAGUGCUUGAUCGCAUACGCGGUGAACCGGGCAGUCACCACUUUUUUGCCGCAGCCGUACUUCAGUGCCUCACUGCACACUUUAGGACGGGGGAUUUGGAAGUCUUGAGUCAUCUCAUGAAGAUCUUGUAUACCCAUGAAUUUGCACUUGAUAUCCUCUCUUUGCAUCUCAAGAUAUCUGAUGUGUUGUUUGAUGCGAUCCACCUUCUUACUGAUUAUGAUUGCGAGACCACCACAGGAGAUCCACAAACGGCGUCAAGCCACCUAGGGAAUAUCGUGCUCUUUGUCCAGGUAGUUCUGACAAAAUUCCGCAUUUCGGCAUCCACGUUAAAGAAGGGGGACAAAGUACUUCGCACAGAUUUCUUGCGGUCUUCACGAGUUUACCAUCUCGAUGACCUGCCGCUUGAGGCUAAAUCUGUAUUUCCAGCAUGGUUCAAAGCCAUUUUCGACAGCAGCAGCGACAAUGGCAUUGAUGAUGCCAUAUUCCGGUCUACGAGACCUAGGACACUUCUCCAGAUGUCGGCAACGCUCUUUUCCCAGGCUUGCGUUGCUAGGCAGGAGAACCGCAUCGACAUCGAUGCGCUGCGCAACGGCAUAUCGUAUUUCCUUGAGCCGCUUUUGAAUUGGACGCUGGUGGGAGUUGUGCACGCCAUGCUUUUUGAAAUUCAGCAGAGAGGGCAAGUCUUACGAAACUUUCUUCGCAGCCUUCUACUGGCACCGAACUGCCCCCGUGUUGUACUCCGCUUGUGCAGCCCCAACAUACUAAGGUUAAUAUGUAGCAAGAGAGCCCAAGUAGUGAACCCAGGCAUUCUAGACGUUGAGGCUAUCAAAGCACUUGCUUUCCAAACCCUGGGGCUGAAGAAAGAUGGUGAGUGGGACGAUUCGGACACGACUUCUUACAUACCCCCGGAGACUUUUCUACACUUUCCAAGACGGGAAAUCCGUGAAGCCUUCAUGCUCGCACGGGAACGCAAGGGACUCCACAUCGACGUUGCGCGCUGCCUUACGAUCGUUACACCUACCAAGUUCUUGUUACUUGUCUGGUCAGAGCUGUGUGCUGCAGCAAGCCUAGGGGAGAUCGAGACGUGCCGGCGACUCGCGACUUUCGUCCUCGUGACCCCACGAUCUGGCGCACCGCCGCUUCUCCCGCUCUUCGUGCAUAAUGUGCUUCCUAUUCUGAUAGCCAGGAUUGACCAGCAA